UGAUUGGCUGGCAAGCGGAUGGUGCGGAAGGCGGGAAGAGGAAGGCCGAAAGGCUCGGGGAGACGAAGAAGAAGAGCAGGUGUAGAUGAGAAUUCUGAAAAGGAAACACAGUUAUGUCAUCAGCAUCGGAAUACACAAUUGGGGGUGUGAAAAUUCUCUUCCCUUGCAAGGCGAACCCUUCACAGCUUGCUAUGAUGAAUGCAAUUGUCAAGGGGCUAAACUCUAAGCAGCAUUGCUUGCUGGAGAGCCCUACUGGAAGUGGGAAAAGCUUGGCGUUGCUCUGUUCAGCCCUCUCAUGGCAGCAGUCUCUGUAUGAAAUGCCACUUGAUGACUCUUCAUGCUCCAAGGAAUGCAAAAAGCCAGAGACCUCAAUGCAGUGUCGCUGUAGCUGCCAUGCUGAGACUAGCACUGAGGACCAGAGUAGUGCAGCAGUAAACCCAGGCACUACUUCUUCCUUCAUCAUCAGUGGAACAGGGACACCCGUGAACAGUGGAGCCACCUUGCGAGAGACAGAGGAGAACUCAAAAAUCACUCUCUCAUCAAAACUAUCUGCAAAGAAGCGGGCAUCUUUCCAUAAAGGAGAAGACGAUGAUUUUAAAGUAGAUAGGAAGAGGAUCCGUUUGCUAGAAACGGACCAGGAGGCUAGAAAACGACAUCGACUAACCAAAGGAGUGCAGUUUGUUGAUGCUUUGGAGGUGUAUCAGCAGCGCAAAGAUGGAGAAUUGACUGUGCACACCGAAAAACCGGCAGCUUUCUCUCUCAAAACAUUACAGCCUUCUAGCCCCUGCACUCAAUGCUCUUGUGCUUCUGCUGAGAAGAAUGUCAAAUAUGCUGCCAGUGCAAAGAAGAAAGAAAAUGGAGGAAAACCAUUUAUUCCCAAAAUAUUUUUUGGAACACGAACGCACAAACAGAUAGCUCAGAUCACUCGAGAGUUGCGGAGGACGGCGUAUUCCAGUGUCCGCAUGACAAUUCUUUCUAGCAGGGACCAUACUUGUGUUCAUCCAUCGGUAUCUGGUUGUAGCAACAAGAAUGAAAAAUGUGUGGAGUUGCUGGAAGCAAAAAAUGGGACUUCUGGUUCUUAUUUCCACGGAGUCCAUAAGCUGACCGAACAUCACUUGUUUCAUUCUGCACACAAGAAGUCCCAGGCUUGGGACAUAGAAGAUCUGGUGAGACUGGGGAAGCAGUUACGUGCUUGUGCCUAUUUUGCAGCUCGGGAGCUCAUGGCGGAGGCUGAGAUAAUCUUUUGUCCUUACAACUAUCUUUUAGACUUGCAAAUAAGAGAGAGUAUGGAGAUUAACUUGAAAGACCAGGUGGUCAUUUUGGAUGAAGCUCACAAUAUUGAGGACUGCGAGCGGGAGUCCGCCAGUUACAGCAUGACCGAAAUGCAGUUCAGAUCAGCUCAUGAAGAGCUGGACACAAUGGUGAACAACAACAUUUGGAGGAAAGACCAUGAACCCUUACGUGCUGUAUGCUGUAGUCUGACCAAUUGGUUAAGAGAAAGCUGUGGUCAGCUCAUAGAGAGAAAUUAUGAAACUGCUUGUAAAGUUUGGAGUGGAAAGCAGAUGGUGGCAUUCUUGCACAAUAUGGGAAUAACAAGUGCUACGUUUCCCAUCUUAAAGAAACAUUUUGCUGCUGUCCUUGAAAAGGAAGAAAAAGUGACACCGUUCCAGGGGGCAGAGGAGCUUGUGUCAAUACCGGUUAUAAGCCCUUCAACUCAGUUUGUUCUCAAAGGGCUAUUCAUGAUCCUGCUGUAUCUUUUUAAAGAGAACCACAGGUUUGCAGAGGAUUACAGGGUGUCCUUGCAGCAAACGUAUGCUUGGACAAAUGAAACUCCAGCUGAUGCUUCGGAUAAGAAUGGCUUCUUUGCACAAUCCAAAAGAAAGUCGUGGCAUAAAGCAGCAGUGCAUACGCUGAGCUUCUGGUGCUUGAAUCCAGCUGUGCCAUUCUCAAAUUUGAGUGGCAGCGUCAGUUCUAUUGUGUUAACCUCUGGAACGCUUUCCCCAAUGGAUUCGUUUUCUUCCGAACUUGGUGUGAGGUUUUCCAUUCAACUUGAAGCCAAUCAUGUUAUUCAGAACUCGCAGGUGUGGGUUGGUACCGUUGGAGCAGGCCCCAAAGGCAGGCCGUUAUGCGCUACUUUCCAGCACACGGAAACCUUUGAAUUCCAGGAUGAAGUGGGGGAGCUUCUGUUCUCGGUUUGUCAGACAAUUGGCCGAGGGGUUUUGUGCUUUUUGCCAUCCUAUAAGAUGUUGGAUAAACUGAAAGAUCGCUGGUUGCACACUGGCUUGUGGGAAAAGCUGGAGACGAUCAAGACGGUCAUUGUGGAACCCAAAGGAGGUGGCAAAGCUGACUUUGAUGACCUGCUGCAAAUCUACUAUGAUGCCAUAAAGUGUAAAAAAGGGAAAGACGGUGCGCUUCUUAUCGCUGUCUGCAGAGGGAAAGUCAGCGAAGGCUUGGAUUUCUCUGAUGACAAUGCCCGUGCUGUUAUAACGAUAGGAAUUCCAUUUCCAAAUGUGAGGGACCUUCAGGUUGAGCUGAAGAGGAAAUACAACGAUCAGCAUGCAAAAGUGAGAGGCCUCUUACCAGGUAGCCAGUGGUAUGAAAUCCAGGCCUAUAGAGCCCUCAACCAAGCCCUGGGGAGGUGUAUUCGACACCAGAGUGACUGGGGUGCGCUGAUUUUAGCUGAUGACCGUUUCAGGAGGAACCCAAAUAAAUAUAUAGCUGGUUUAUCGAAAUGGAUCCGUCAGCAGAUCCAGCACCACGAAGACUUUGAUCAUGCCCUUGGUUCUUUGGAUACGUUUGUUAAAAAAAAAUCAGAAGGGCACCGAUUCCUCACCUCAGGGCAAUGAUGAACCUGUGCCCAUGCCUUCAAGUUCAAAGGACCUGACACCGAGUUCCUUUCUGGAGACAACAGUUUGUCUGUCAUCAGACUUUACCGUUGAAAGAGGAGUGCAAAGUUUGGUCCCAGAGACACUUUCCGCUACAGAUAUUGGCACAAUUCAUCCAACAACAUCCAAUGUAAACCUGCCUUCCGAGGAGGUAAACCAAGAAAACCGUAUGGACGCUAAACACAGAAGCUCCCCCGCUGAAAAUAAGAGGAGCAAAAAUAGCCAUCACAGCUCUGUGGGUAUAAAAAAAUAUUUCAGUAAACCACUGACUUCGACGCCUCUGCAUGCAGCGAAUAAGAAAUGCACCUCCAAAGCAAAAUGGCAGCCUACAGGGCCAGUUGUUGAAACCAGCCAGCCUGUCACAAAUGGACCCCGGCAGGAUUUGUUGCUACUUGAAAAAGUCGGGCAAAGUAAACUGGGACCACAUCAGGAAAUGGUGACCAACUCAGCUGGAAAGGUUAUCAGCUCGGCCAUUCAAGAGCAUCCUCCUGAACAGCAGCUCGGCACUUCUGAAGGCGGAGGGGCUGCGGAGGUUUCUUCAGCGAGAGGGAAUGCAGAACUCCCAACGCCAGAUGGAGCUGCAGAAACAGAUGCUGGUGAUGACAGUAUCUACUUCACACCUGAACUUUACGACGAUGGAGAGUCAGCGGAACAGGAAUAUGACUUGCUCACGCAUACUUGCAGCGGCCAUGGGACUUUCCUUGAAACUGCAGAUUCGAUCGCAGCCCAAGAGCCUUGGGAAAUCAGUGCUCUAAACCCAGCCCAUGCAGCAGGCAAAGCUAAACAGACGCAGGAGAGGAGGCAGGGUGGCGUGGCGUGGCGCAGACCCAGGAGAGCAGUGGAGGUGCAGUCAGCGUGACAGGAUAUAGCGCUAGCCUAGGUGGAGAUGAGCAGGAGACUAAGACAAAGAGAAAUAAGCUUUCCAGAUCGCGCAGCAAAGUGCUCAAAGUGCAGAGAACAUAUACACGAAGAAUCAGGAAACCUUCCAGUGAGGGAGGUGGCCACAUCAGGAUAGAAAGGAAGGACAUUCUGAGUGGGCCAGCUUGCAAGUCAGGAUUGUAUUGUAUUCUCUGUGGAGCUGAAAUAUCACCUGAAGUAGCUGGAGUGUUGGAAAAAUCCCCCAGAAGUGCAGAAAUGAAAGUUGUUCAGACGCUGUUCCAAAAGGCAAGCUCAAAGGUUGCUGAGUGUUUUAAGGCUUGCACCUGUGAAAUGGAUGCCUUUUCUGAAAAUAAGAAGGGGGUGUUGUUCAUCACAGAUAAUGCAUCUCUUGUGCAUUUAAAGGAAACACUGGCAGUUUAUCAACCAGCAGUGAAAUCAGAAGGCUUGGAUGCAGGAUUAUCUUUGAAUGCUAUUUGGAAUACAGAAAAACGUUCUCUUACCAGCUACUUGCAGUGCCAAAGUUGUGUUGCAAAGUCAUCUUUUCCCCAUCCUCCGAUAGGGGCUGAAAUCACUGACCUCAGCAAGGGUGCCAGGUCAUGGGUCUGGCUCCUUCGGGCAUCUGUGGAUUACAGUGAAUCCCUCAAGAACUGAGCACCAGAUAUUUGUCAGAAUUCUGUGGAUCUUGGAAGAAUGUGUUGAUUUGUGCAACCGGUCUCCAUGAGGGACAGACGUCUGGAUUGUUGUUGUUCUCUCAUGGCUUCUCAGGUGCUGAUGUGUUUAACAACUCCUAAAAAAAUAUUCUAUUGCCUUCUCUUUAUUGUUCGGUACCUGCCGUGUUGGAAGUUAGUCUUUCAUAACUGAAGCCUUUUUCUUUGCCUGCCAGAUUUCUGAGGAAUGCAAAUACUCUCCAUAUUUCCCCACCUAAAUCGUCUUAUUAUCAAGUCGAGGUUUCAUCGCCCAAAGCCUGCCACGACAUGAGGCCUGACUGCACUAGAGAAGAGCAAAGCAACAUGAAUAUUCCUCUCUGCAACAGCUCAGAAGCCACGAUGCAGAUUUAAGGCGUGCGCCCUUGGAUAAAACGUACCAAGAGGAAAAAGGGGAAAUCCUUGGGAACGAGGGGCCCAGCUGAACAGAAGAGAAUAUGUUAGAUUGCAAGCUCCUUGGGAACAGAGACCUAUUUGUGAUGUUUGUGUAACUCUGUAAGACUUUCUGGCCUUAUUCAAAUAAAUUC
Hemicordylus capensis (graceful crag lizard) is the source of this 4995-nucleotide messenger RNA. It is a transcript of the gene BRIP1, whose product is annotated as BRCA1 interacting helicase 1. Bases 114 to 2846 code for a protein of 910 amino acids. The record is from RefSeq and is a predicted model, not a curated record. The transcript has 29 exons. Gene Ontology annotation, molecular function: hydrolase activity, acting on acid anhydrides, in phosphorus-containing anhydrides; DNA binding; DNA helicase activity. NCBI's taxonomy places the organism in Eukaryota, Metazoa, Chordata, Lepidosauria, Squamata, Cordylidae. Gene Ontology annotation, cellular component: nucleus. Gene Ontology annotation, biological process: double-strand break repair involved in meiotic recombination; nucleotide-excision repair.